Molecule: messenger RNA, 2058 nt
Organism: Leptopilina boulardi
Lineage: Eukaryota; Metazoa; Arthropoda; Insecta; Hymenoptera; Figitidae
Exons: 8
Coding region: 777-1547 (256 amino acids)
Source: RefSeq, a predicted model, not a curated record
AAUUGGUCGCAAUUUUUUUUAGCAUAAAGUUAUCAUAUAUACGAACAUGUUAGAAUUAUUGAAAUUUGAGGAAAAUUAUUUGAUAAUCUAGAUUGACAUUAAAUGUCCUUCCUCUGAUUCCUCUAAAUGAAAAUUUUAAAUUUAUAUAUCCAUCAAUUAUUUAUAAAUUGUCAGUGAAAACUCAACCAGAGAAUUUCAAAAAUUGAUAAUUAAUUGAAAUUUAAAUCACGCUCUUACGAAAUUGCUUUAAAAAAAUUAGAUUUAAACUUGAAAUAACCAGAUGUAGAGAGCGAUGAUGCUCAGAACAUGCUAAAACUUAAAAAAACUAGACACUCAAGAUCUAUUAAAGUAAAAGAUGAAUACGAAAAUGAAAUGAGGGUAACAAAAAAACACAAACCUUUAUCUGUUAUAACGAAAGUUUUGUGUGUAGCACAAAAGUCUGAAGUUGAUAUUAAUGGAAAUGAUUCUAAACGUGACAAUAAUUUUGAAGAAUAUCAUUCGAUAGAUGAAAAUGAUUUUGAGCAAAAUCAUUCGAAAGAUGAAAGUGAUUUUGAGGAAAAUUAUUCGAAAUAUGAAAAUGAUUUUAAGAAAAAUGAUUCUACAAAUGAAAAUAAUUUUGAGGAAAAUCCAAAGAUGAAAGGAAUUUAGAUGGAAAUCAUUUCACACAUAAAGAUCAUUCUGAUCAAAUUCAUUCCAAAUAUCCACUCUUGAUAGACAUUAAUUAUUCAGAAGCAGUUCGAGCCUCAGAGCAAGAGAAACAUUUGAUAAACUCAACAAUGUUACCUUCAACAUCGUAUUCUUCCUUAGGUGAUACUAAACCUAAACAUGCUAACCAUAAAAAAGUAAUUAGAGAUUUUAAAAAAGAAAGUCAUUCAAGACCUGCAAAUACUUUACCUUCUACUUCAAAUUAUCGUGAAACAAAAACUAAUCGUCAAGAAGAUAAAAUCUUACCUUCUACGUUGAGUUCUUCCGCAGAAAGAAGUAAACACAAAGAAGAAGAAAAUCGUUCAAAGUUAAUUUUAAAAAAAUUAACUGAAAUUGAUAUAAAACUGUCAACUUCAAACGACGGAUCUUUAAUGAAUUCAAAGAAAUUGAAUAUCUUUGGACAGGGUGAUUUAAAGAUGUUUCCUGCGAAAAUUUUAAACGAAAUGGUGGACAUUGAGAAAAAACUCAAGUCGAAAAGAUUUCGAAAUACAGUGAUGGAUGCAUUAGAGCUUUUAGGGAAAGAAAAAAGUGUAAGCUUAAUUAUGAGGAAUAUGAUGGAUCAAUUACUAACCUACGAACUUGGACAAGCUUACACAUUUCACGGGAAAAUGUAUAACAAGCAGAAGAAACCGGCUUUUAAAUCUUUAAGAUUAAAUUCAGUAAUCUACAAAGCUGCCAUGAAACUUGAUAUUAAUAGGGCUGAUGCCAAAAGUGGAAUCACAGAAUGGUUAAACCAAGCAAAAAAUUAUAAUGAUCGAUUUCAAGCUUCUUUGGAGAAACAAAGAGAAAUCGAAAGGCUGGCAAAUUUGGAUGAAUCGUCCUUAUCAGAAGCUGACGAUUAAAAGACCUGAGGAAUAUCCUCCUUUACAAAUAUUUCCUUUAUAUAUUUAAAGGAUUUUUGGUCUUGGUUAGAGAAAUAAUAUCAAGACCGGAAACUGGAUGUUUAUUAGUUUUUUUGGAAAUUUUAAUACUUUCAAAAUCGUGUUAGAGAACCAGUACUUUAUAUGGAAAUUUCUUUUUAUAUUUAUUUAAUUUAUUUUACUUUAUUAUUUUAUUACUUUUGACUUUGUAGCUAAGAAAUCAAAAAAUUUGAUUAGACUGGAGGAAAGACAAAACAAGUCAAAGUGUGAUUUAAAAAAUGUUACAAUAAUUUUAAACUAUAAUCUACAAAAGAUUUGUUACAUAAAUAACCUAUUUUCUGAUUUGUUAUCCCUUUAGCCAUUUGAUUUUACGUCCUGCGAAAAAGCUUCUACCUUAUUCAUAAGUUUUUCGUUCUUUUCUUAUUUAACUUUAUUUUUAUGUUUUUAAGCCAGUAACAUCGCAAAUAAUUGUGCUAAAAUUUUAAAAUGUUCU